Messenger RNA from Fukomys damarensis (Damara mole-rat), 2178 nucleotides. It is a transcript of the gene Trmt61b, whose product is annotated as tRNA methyltransferase 61B. The coding region runs from base 63 to 1487 and encodes 474 amino acids. The record is from RefSeq and is a predicted model, not a curated record. Gene Ontology annotation, biological process: tRNA methylation. The transcript has 8 exons. Gene Ontology annotation, cellular component: tRNA (m1A) methyltransferase complex. Lineage: Eukaryota; Metazoa; Chordata; Mammalia; Rodentia; Bathyergidae.
AGGCGGGGGCGGGGCCUCGUCUGUUACGUAACUCGUCUGCGACCGCGCCUGCGCUGGACAUCAUGGUGGCGGCUGGGCUCCGCGGUCCUGCCUUGCUAGGCGGCCUGACUUGGAGGCGGCCCGGGCUUUGGACUCAUUCAUUUCUGCGCCCCUUUGGGCCGCAGUUUUUUGAGGAAGCCAGGUCACUGUGUUACGGGUCCCCGCCUGGAGACACAGGAGAUGGAGAACCGGAGCGCGAGGCGGCGCGAAGGGAAGCCUCCGCACCGGAGUCGUCCCCACCUCUCCCUUUGCGCGACCUGGACGUUGGGGUCGGAUGUCUGUCGUCGCCCGAAAGCCUCAGACUGCUGACGUCGCGGGAUCGCGGGGACCCCAGCGGAGAGCGGAGCCAGCCCGACCUCCUGCAGUGGGAAAGAGGGUUCCCCUCGCUGCCCGCCCUGGCCCGGGCCGCCUGCGAGGCCCAAGAGCUCUACGUCUCCCCUUCCUGCUCAACUUGCAGAGAGGGACCCUUUCGGGCCGGAGAGCUGAUUUUAGCUGAGACUGGGAAAAGAGAAACUCACUUCAAAAAAUUAUUUAGAUUGAGCAACGUCGGACACUUAAAUAGCACGUGGGGGUUAGUUCCGUUCAGCAAGAUCGUGGGGAAGUUCCCCGGCCAGGUUCUGACGAGUUCCCUUGGUAAGCGUUUCAUGCUGCGGAGGCCAUCGCUGGAAGACUAUGUGUUACUGAUGAAGAGAGGGCCUGCCAUAACGUACCCCAAGGACGUGAACAUGGUACUGAUGAUGAUGGAUGUCAACCCUGGCGAUACUGUUCUAGAAGCUGGUUCUGGCUCUGGUGGAAUGAGCUUAUUUUUAUCCAAAGCAGUUGGAUCUCAAGGACAAGUCAUAAGUUUUGAAAUACGAAAGGACCAUCAUGAUCUGGCUAAGAAGAAUUACAAACACUGGCGUGAUUCAUGGAAAUUAAGUCAUGUGGAAGAAUGGCCAGAUAAUGUGAAUUUCAUUCUCAAGGAUAUUUUGGGAGCAGCUGAAGACAUACAAUCUUUAACAUUUGAUGCGGUAGCUUUGGAUAUGUUAAAUCCUCAAGUUGCACUGCCCACUUUCUACCCACGUCUUAAACAGGGUGGUGUAUGUGUUGUGUAUCUAGCAAACAUCACACAGGUUGUUGAGCUUUUAGAUGGAAUUCGCACCUCUGAACUUGCUCUGUCAUGUGAAAAGAUAAGUGAGGUCAUUGUCAGAGACUGGUUGGUUUGCUGUGCAAAACCCAAAAAUGGAAUUUUACCUCAAAAAGUAGAACCUAAAAUCAACACAGAUCUACAGUUACAUCCUGAAAAGGAAACUGAAGAUGAAGGUGAGGUGUUUCAAGAUUAUCAUGAAGUAUCACAAUCUGAUUUCCCAUAUGGAUCCUUUCCCUAUAUUGCAAGACCUGUCCACUGGCAAAUUGGUCACACAGCUUUCCUUAUCAAGUUGAGGAAGGUCAAACCACAAUUUAACUGAGUAUCUCAGAUGACCACAAUGGAUUUGAAGACAAAAAAGGAUCGAACUCGGGCCCUUGUGCUUGUGAGGCAGGCAGUGGAACCACUGAGCCAAAUCCCCAGCUUAAAUACGUAUUUCAAUGGUGUGUGCAUAUUUUUAAAAUAAUAAAUCUGGGCUAUAGUAAAAUUGGUAAAACUGAGGAUAUAAUCACUUUUUAAAAAUAUAUUUUUUUAAAAUAAUAGCUUUUAGAAAAUAUUCUGAUUAUUGAACCCAAGGCCCCAAGUGUUGUGCAUGCCAAGUACAUGAGCUAUGUAUUCCAGCAUUGACAGCUCUAAACUCUCUUAUUCCUCUCAAAAUCUUUGUAACCAAUUUGAAAGAACAUCAGUCAUUACAGUAUAUAUAAGUAAACUGUAGAAAUGUAGUUAGGCAUGAAUUCAUUGGAAAUAGGGCUCAUUAUCAUUUGUAUCCGGUAUUUUGCAUUUACUGUAUACCACACAUUGUUUAAAGAACUUUAUGAAAACCUUUGCUUAGUAGGUGUAGAAGCAGUGGGCUACAGCUGUGACUCAGUCACGCCUCCCGUAUGUGGUGGAUUCUGACACUGCAGGUCCUAGGAAGAUAUCACCCACCUGGACACCUCAGUGUGGAAGAAGUUUUUGGAUUCAUUUUUCUUUCACUUUUUUUUGUUUUGUUCUGUUCUUUAAUUGGAUUUUUU